AUGUCUGCCCCUACUCACCCUCAAUGGGCGGCAAUGCCACCUAUCAUCGGCUUUCAGGUGAUGGCUAAAGAUGGAAAAAAGGUUCCCCCGUGCGAGUGUGACAGCUGUGGACAGCAAUUCAUCCGAGCAGACAAGCAGAACUACGACCUCUUCAGAUACGAAAACAUCGUUCCUCCAGCCGAAGCCCAGUCCACGAUCACCGCAUUUGUGACUCAGAUCACAAUCGAUAGAGCUUAUCUGGCCGGACUUUGCGACAAGUUCGGAAACACGAUUCUUAGUAGAUGGAGAAAGAAGAGUCAUGACAAGCGCGAGACAAUCUUGCUAGAAGCGGAUCCAACCAUCGAGAAGCAGGCUUGGUACAGACUGCGCAACGAUGGUGGUCCUUGGAGACCAGAACGUCAGCUCCACAGAAAAGUCAGGUUGCUUCCAUACAUGUGCACCACAACCAUGAAGCCGAAUCCAUCAGUGCUCCUAGGACUGAUCCACAAUCGCGUCCGUCACUCCCCACAGGAGUGGGUACCUUUCGACAAUGAUCUGAUCAGGCAAGGGUGGGAAAACGGAACCCUCGGUCUGGACUAUUGUGGGAAUCACUGCAUUGUCAUGCAUGGUGUCAACUACGGUCAACUCGUGCCAUGGAACAAGGAGGCUGCGGAACGAUGGGAUAUCAUUGGAUAUCCGCGUGCUCGUUUGAUUAUUGAAGCGCAAGCUCUCAUGUUCUCACGUUCCCGGUCCAUCGUGGACCUCAUAUUAGAGGGCGUCAACGAUGACAGCGCUCACGGUUCAGACAAGUGGCAAGCGAUGGUUGUAGCCGGCUCCAAGCAGUCCAACAGCACCGAACUAUGGUCAGACUACAUCAACCAGCCCUUCUCAAAGCCUCCUAGGUUUGACGUCGACUACUACUGUUCAGUAGCCAAGGCUCGUUUACAGGCAGCCCAAGACCAUCUCUGGCUGUUCCAGACGGAUCCCUCCUACACACGCCGCUUCAUAAGAGUCAUGGCUGCCAGCGAACUAUACAGAACCGAUUGGAAGUACGACAUCAUUGCACAAGACAUCCAUCAAGCUGUGGUGGACUGCAUGAGGUGGCAACAGCUGAGUGAAGAAUGGUCCGGCAUCAAAGACCAAUACAACCGUUACCGAGACAGUAUUCACCCAGGUCAACUACUCCCAAAAAGUCUAGAGCUAAGCCUAGCUUUACUUGAGGGUGCUCUUCUUGUGAUCUUGGAGAAGUGGAAUAAUUAUCUCAGGAAGUAUAUUCCGCAGCGUCCUGGAUUUCAGCAUCUUUGGACAACAAAGCCCGCUCCGAAAGGAACCACUUCCGAAGGAAAGCGAGUGUUCGGAGAAAUUGAACGCAAGACGUCCAUCAAACAGGGAUGGAAUGAGGACCCGCUCGACUGGAUUGUAAUGAAUCUACUGAGCCACGCAAAUGCUGAAAAUCGCUUUGAUCAAUCCGAGCUUCUCGCCAGGCUAGAGGCCCACGUGGCAGAGACGAAUUCAACAGAGCGUGCAAGACUGGACGAAACCAUCUAUGCAAAGAUGUCGGAUUCUGCAGCACUACACGAAAUGCUUUCCGCAGUGAGACUGCAUCGUCCUGCCUUCAAUCGGCGCAGCGUAUUGGAGAUAUUGGAUAUGGCCAAGCAAAACUCGACUCUUUUCACUAGAAGCCUAGUAUCUGGUGACGGCCCAGCCAAGGUUUAUGCGUUCAUGCCGGGCUCUCUCAAGUUGUUCGAUCAGAUGGGACCUGCCGUCGGACGCAAGAGCGAGGCAUGGCUCAAACACAGGACCGCUGAGCGCAAAGCUUUGAACUCAUUCUGGACUCAAGCUCAUGAGACUAUGCGCGUGGAGCUGAACACCACAAAGCUGAGGCAGGAGGAAAUUAACGCCACUCUUGCCAUCAUCUCAGUGUCCUCCACCACCGGGUACGCGGAACUCGUAGAAGCUGAGCGCCUUGAGACACUGGAAGCAAUCAGAGACGCCGUUGUAGCCAAGGAGGUGAAGAAAUCAAUCUCAAAGGAAGUCUUUUCGAAAGGCGAUCCAGACGUAUCGAAACUCGCAAUUGCAGAGCGAGCACCAAAGCCGAAGACACGCCCGGCCGCACCGAUCGAUGCACCAGACGAUACUCCAGCUCUAUCCAAGCCCGGCGAAGAAAACCCAAUUUCCAGACAACAGAUCCCAGCACCUCCACGUGCAUUCGGCCUCGUCAAGAAGAUGUUUCCUGUCACUGCUCAGGAAACAACCGCCAACCUCGACUGGGACAUCUUCGUACACUCAAUGGCCGACCUCAAUUUCGCCGCUCGCAAUGUUGGUGGCUCAGCCGUCGCAUUCGAUCACGCUGCAUCUGGCCGCAAGAUCAUCUUCCACCGCCCUCAUCCCGUCUCCAAGAUCGACAGCGUCAUGCUCCAAUCCAUGGGUAAGCGAUUGAGCAAACACUUCGGCUGGAACAGAGAUAUCUUCGUCGAAGCCUGA
This is a messenger RNA of Aureobasidium pullulans EXF-150, 2463 nucleotides long. RefSeq lists its product as uncharacterized. The record is from RefSeq and is a predicted model, not a curated record. The coding region runs from base 1 to 2463 and encodes 820 amino acids. The transcript has 2 exons. NCBI's taxonomy places the organism in Eukaryota, Fungi, Ascomycota, Dothideomycetes, Dothideales, Saccotheciaceae.